Messenger RNA from Pararge aegeria (speckled wood butterfly), 1821 nucleotides. RefSeq names its product sex-lethal homolog (gene Sxl). The record is from RefSeq and is a predicted model, not a curated record. NCBI's taxonomy places the organism in Eukaryota, Metazoa, Arthropoda, Insecta, Lepidoptera, Nymphalidae. The coding region runs from base 227 to 1132 and encodes 301 amino acids. The transcript is spliced from 8 exons. Gene Ontology annotation, molecular function: mRNA 3'-UTR binding; poly(A) binding; poly(U) RNA binding. Gene Ontology annotation, cellular component: cytosol; ribonucleoprotein complex; nucleus.
UAAGCGCUAUUGAAAUAAGAAAUUCGCUAAAAAUCCCUAAAUAAAUCCCAAACCUAUCUUAGACAAUUCUUAACGUUUCGAACAUAAUAUUAUAUUUAUCUACAAUCUAGGAUUAAGGACAUACAAAAUCGUGUAACAUGGCUUUAAGGAUGUUGUUAUAGAGAAAUUGCUCAAUAGAAGGGAGGUGUUAGUGGUUUUUUGUCAAGCGUUAGUAAAAGAUUGAUAAAUGUGCGACCGGUACCCAGGGUACCUGUUCGGCGGGACCCCAGUCAGCAGCUGGGACAGAAGCUUUAAUUCAUUAGAAAAUCAAAUACAACAGCAGUAUCGGGGUCGAUUCAACCCGGGCGUUCGUUGCUGGGGCAGCAUGUCUGAAGGUGGGGGCAUUUCGUCUGCCGGCGGCGAUACUAGCAGGACAAACCUGAUAGUCAACUAUCUACCGCAGACUAUGACAGAAAAGGACCUAUACGCUAUGUUCAUGACCAUAGGACCUAUAGAAAGUUGCAGAGUUAUGAAGGAUUUUAAGACUGGUUACAGUUACGGCUUCGGUUUUGUAAACUUCACAAGAGAAGAGGAUGCAGCAAGAGCGAUCGACACUUUCAAUGGUUAUCAACUCAGAAAUAAGCGGUUAAAGGUAUCAUAUGCGCGUCCAUCCGGUGAAGAUAUAAAGGAGACGAACCUUUACGUCACAAAUCUUCCUCGAGCCAUCACGGAGGAGCAGUUGGAGACCAUAUUCGGCAAAUACGGGCGAAUAGUACAGAAACACAUAUUAAGGGAUAAGAAUAACGGCAACCCCAGGGGUGUGGCCUUUGUUAGGUUUGAUAAGCGUGAAGAGGCUCAAGAGGCAAUAGCGGCGCUUAACAACGUCAUACCGGAGGGCGGUACCGAACCGCUUUGUGUUAAGAUAGCGGAAGAACACGGCAAACAGAAGGCGGCAUAUUACGCCGGAUGGGCGGCGGGCUUCCAUCACAAUCGAGUACCACCAGUGGCACCGCAAAGGCACCACAGCCUAGACCAGCUGGAUAUGCUGCACCGGCAAGACUACAACCACACAUACCACAUGUACCAGCCCCAAAACCGGUACCGACGCGAUUUCUACCAGCCGGCAUAUAUGGCCCACCAUCGUCCGUUUUGAAAAGGGCUAUACUGCAAGAAGUUCCGCCUUAACGAUUCGAGGAUAUAGGCGUUUGGACUUUAAUAAUCGUUUGUGUUAUGUGACUGGUUUAGUGUUAAGGGUUUAGGUUUGUGCGACUCUGUUAUGUUUUCUUUUUAUAAAGGUUAUUCGCUCUUCCCUUUUCUUUUAAUUUAUAGUGUGUUUAGUUACCAAUCUCCUACCCCCACUCCUCUUCUCCAUCGUCUCUCCCUCUCCACCUAAAAGAGAGAGUAUAUAGCAUGAUCGCGUAUAUAACUACGCUUUUCUGGGGAUGGACGCGCUUGAUGAUCGAUUGUUGUAGAAUGAUAGCGAUAUUAUGACGAUGGCAAUGCUUUGUGAUUGGCCGACACCCUUAUUGGCCCUUAGUGGAUGAAAUACACAAUUUGAGCGAGCGUACCAUCUUUGCAUCGGUUGUACGGUGUAACAUGCUAGCUUAUAGAUUAGCUCGUUGCUCUGUGUAUGCGUUUUUGCAUAUGCUGUGUAUUAACUACACCAAAUGAUCCUAUUACAACUUCAAGAGACCUGUACAACGAUGCCACUUUGGAAUGUUCGUGGACGCUGAAUACGACAGCGCUGUCAUUAGUAAUAAAAUUGCGGGUUUCUGGAAACUCCGUAUAUCUAAUAAUUCUCUGAUAAAAGUCGUCGCUCAUGAUAGUAUUUUCUUCAACGAA